This is a messenger RNA of Zasmidium cellare ATCC 36951, 756 nucleotides long. Its product is annotated as polysaccharide lyase family 3 protein. Lineage: Eukaryota; Fungi; Ascomycota; Dothideomycetes; Mycosphaerellales; Mycosphaerellaceae. Gene Ontology annotation, cellular component: extracellular region. Gene Ontology annotation, molecular function: pectate lyase activity. The transcript is spliced from 5 exons. The record is from RefSeq and is a predicted model, not a curated record. Gene Ontology annotation, biological process: pectin catabolic process. The coding region runs from base 1 to 756 and encodes 251 amino acids.
AUGCAUCUUCAAUUGAUCUCCCUAACCGCUCUGAGCACCUUGAUCAGCUCAGGUUCCGCGGCUCCCUCCAACGAGCUCGACAAACGCGCUUUCAGCUUUCCGAUCCCGGCGUCAAAGGGCAGUGUCACUUACAGCAAGGCCCAGACAAUAUCAGGCACCUUUGACGGCGGGUUGAAGACUUACGGCAGAGGUGUUUCUUGCACUGGCGAUGCCGAAGGUGGAGAUGCCGAUGCUGUCUUCAUCCUUGAGAACGGAGCGACGUUGAAGAAUGCCAUCAUUGGCAAGGAUCAGAUCGAAGGCGUGCACUGCAAGGGGUCGUGCACCAUUCAAAAUGUUUGGUGGACGGAUGUCUGCGAAGACGCGUUAUCGAUCAAGGGCGACGGUAACGCGCUCGUGAGUGGAGGUGGAGCCCAAGAGGCUGAUGACAAGGUCGUCCAACACAACGGAUUUGGAACCGUUACGAUCGACGGUUUCUCUGUCCAAAACUUCGGCAAGCUAUACAGGUCUUGCGGAAACUGCAGCGGUAACGGCAAGGCUCGAAACGUUGUCAUCAAGAAUGUCAAGUCUUCCAACGGAAAAGUCCUCGCGGGAAUCAACUCCAACUACGGCGACACCGCAACGAUCUCGUCGACAUGUGCGAACAGCGUCAAGCAGAUCUGCACCGAAUUCAAGGGCAACAACAAUGGCGACGAGCCCCCUGAGGUUUCGAACGGUCCGAGCAACUACUGCAAGUACUCCAGUGUCCCGGCGUGUUGA